Ficedula albicollis (Collared flycatcher) is the source of this 6031-nucleotide messenger RNA. It is a transcript of the gene BRAF, whose product is annotated as B-Raf proto-oncogene, serine/threonine kinase. Lineage: Eukaryota; Metazoa; Chordata; Aves; Passeriformes; Muscicapidae. The transcript is spliced from 19 exons. Gene Ontology annotation, biological process: signal transduction; protein phosphorylation. Bases 238 to 2385 code for a protein of 715 amino acids. Gene Ontology annotation, molecular function: ATP binding; protein kinase activity. The record is from RefSeq and is a predicted model, not a curated record. Gene Ontology annotation, cellular component: plasma membrane; mitochondrion; cytosol.
CUCGGUGUCUUUCUUACAUGCUUCCUGUGUUUUUUGGGGCUUAUUACUUAACUUCCCAAUCCCGCGGGGAGCCAGCGGUACUACCUGUUUUGCUGGGGCUGAAGAGUUGCGAAUGCUCCCGAGGUGUUUUCGGUAGGGGAAUAAACACGAGGUGCUUGGCGGACUCAAGCGCUGUCGGCAUCCAGGGCAGCCCAGCCGUGCCUCGAGUCUGCUCUGCAGGUGUGGAACAUCAAACAGAUGAUUAAAUUGACACAAGAACAUAUAGAAGCACUGCUAGACAAAUUUGGAGGAGAGCAUAACCCACCAUCAAUAUAUUUAGAGGCCUAUGAAGAGUACACCAGCAAGCUUGAUGCUCUACAGCAGAGGGAACAGCAGUUACUGGAAUCCAUGGGGAAUGGAACUGAUUUCUCUGUCUCCAGUUCAGCUUCAACAGACACAGUUGCAUCAUCUUCCUCCUCUAGCCUCUCUGUAGCACCUUCAUCCCUUUCAGUUUAUCAAAACCCUGCUGAUAUGUCACGGAAUAACCCUAAGUCUCCACAGAAGCCUAUUGUUAGAGUCUUCCUGCCCAACAAGCAAAGGACUGUGGUUCCAGCAAGAUGUGGAGUGACAGUCCGAGACAGCCUAAAAAAAGCGCUGAUGAUGAGGGGUCUUAUUCCAGAAUGCUGUGCUGUUUACAGAAUACAAGAUGGAGAGAAGAAGCCAAUUGGCUGGGACACAGACAUUUCCUGGCUCACUGGAGAGGAGUUGCAUGUGGAAGUUUUGGAGAAUGUGCCACUCACGACACACAAUUUCGUACGAAAAACCUUCUUCACGUUGGCGUUCUGCGACUUCUGCCGGAAGCUGCUGUUCCAGGGCUUCCGCUGCCAGACCUGCGGCUACAAAUUUCACCAGCGCUGCAGCACAGAAGUGCCACUGAUGUGUGUCAAUUAUGACCAGCUUGAUUUGCUGUUUGUCUCCAAGUUCUUUGAACAUCACCCCAUACCACCAGAGGAGGCCUCCUUAGGAGAGACCACCCCAGCAUCUGGAUCAUACCCCUCAGUGCCCCCCUCAGAUUCCGUUGGACCACCAAUUCUCCCUAGUCCUUCUCCUUCAAAAUCCAUUCCAAUCCCACAGCCCCUCCGACCAGCAGAUGAAGACCAUCGAAAUCAAUUUGGGCAACGCGACCGAUCCUCUUCAGCUCCCAACGUGCACAUCAAUACAAUCGAACCUGUCAAUAUUGAUGACUUGAUUAGAGACCAGAGUUUACGAGGAGAGGGAGGCUCAGCUGCAGGCUUGUCUGCAACACCUCCUGCUUCUUUGCCUGGGUCACUAACCAAUGUGAAAGCGUUACAGAAAUCACCAGGACCCCAACGGGAGAGGAAAUCAUCCUCAUCCUCAGAAGACAGAAAUAGAAUGAAAACUCUUGGUCGACGGGAUUCAAGUGAUGAUUGGGAGAUACCAGAUGGGCAGAUCACAGUUGGACAGAGGAUAGGAUCUGGAUCAUUUGGAACAGUCUACAAAGGAAAGUGGCAUGGUGAUGUGGCAGUGAAAAUGCUGAAUGUUACAGCACCCACACCUCAACAGUUACAGGCUUUCAAAAAUGAAGUAGGAGUGCUCAGGAAAACACGGCAUGUGAAUAUCCUGCUUUUCAUGGGUUACUCAACAAAACCCCAGUUGGCUAUUGUUACACAGUGGUGUGAAGGGUCCAGUUUGUAUCACCAUCUACACAUCAUUGAGACCAAAUUUGAAAUGAUCAAGCUAAUUGAUAUUGCACGACAGACUGCACAAGGCAUGGAUUAUUUGCAUGCCAAGUCAAUCAUCCACAGAGACCUCAAGAGUAAUAAUAUUUUUCUUCAUGAAGACCUCACAGUAAAAAUAGGUGAUUUUGGUCUAGCUACAGUGAAAUCACGAUGGAGUGGAUCCCAGCAGUUUGAACAGUUGUCUGGUUCCAUUCUAUGGAUGGCACCAGAAGUUAUUAGGAUGCAAGAUAAAAACCCAUAUAGUUUUCAGUCGGAUGUGUAUGCAUUUGGGAUUGUUCUCUAUGAACUGAUGACUGGACAGUUGCCAUACUCCAACAUCAACAACAGGGACCAGAUAAUUUUCAUGGUGGGACGAGGAUACCUAUCUCCAGACCUCAGCAAAGUAAGGAGCAACUGCCCAAAAGCUAUGAAGAGACUAAUGGCAGAAUGCUUGAAAAAGAAAAGAGAUGAGAGACCCCUUUUUCCACAGAUUCUUGCCUCCAUUGAGCUUCUGGCCCGGUCAUUGCCAAAAAUUCACCGCAGUGCAUCUGAGCCCUCGUUGAACCGGGCUGGCUUCCAGACAGAGGAUUUUAGUCUGUAUGCUUGUGCUUCUCCAAAAACACCCAUCCAAGCAGGGGGAUACGGAGAAUUUGCAGCGUUCAAGUAGCCACAGCACCAUGGCAGCACCCACUCUGUUAUUUAAGUCUUGUGUUCCUACAGUUUCUUAACAGCAAAACUCCAUUCUGCUCCACAAAACCUAAAGUAAUCUAGAAAAGAUAUCCAUAAGCUUAAAAAGUGGAGCAGAAUGGAACCACCAGUCCAACACAAUGGGAAAAAGUACCUUUUUGGGAACCAGAAUCCUCUGCUGCCAGUGUUUCUCCUUCAACACAAACCAGCACGUGCAUUUGGAGACCUGCAGUGGCUGCCUGUGCCGUUGGCAUCAUUGCCAGGAGAGAGGAGAGGGCACUCGUGGUGUGACUGUGGUGCUGGGCGCGAGGGGAUGGAGCUGCUGCUGCUGCAAUUAAGGAGAUUUGCUUUGGAUGGUCUGCCACGGCUUCCUCCUCUAACAGCGUAACCAUCAGAGGCUGAACGUCUGAUGAGUGCUCAUUGCAGUGAAUCACUCUCCAUUCUGAUCCUCUUUGUUUCCUGGUGUACCUAUGGGCAACGCAGCAUCCCCUUUUCCUCUGCUGCGGUGUCAGACGCCUCAAGCUGUCUGUAUCGCUGGGGUUUAUUCCUUUAGAAUUAAAAGUGCGGGGCAGUGGGAGCUGGAGAUGUUAUUCUGAAGGAAAAGGGGAUGCUGCCACACCUUUUUUUCAGAUUUACUUUACCACUUCUUAAAAAGAACAAACAACCACCAUCCUUAACCUUUUUCCUUUUCCAGUAUUUUCUUGGUGUGUGCAUAUACAACAUCUUUUUGAAGGGUUAGGUCGAUCCUUCUUUUGUUGGUCCAGCAACAAACUGAAGUUUAAAAAAAAAUGUAGCGAGAUUGUCCUCUCUUUUAUUUUUUUGUAUCAUACGAUACAAUGUAUUUAUCAGAGAUGCUACUGCUGCAUCUAAAGUCUGUAGAAAUCCUGAUACAGACUGUGAAUGGUGUAUGUACCUACUUUAAAAGUUUUAUUUUAAACGAGGGUGCAGGUUAAUGCCAGGUACCUUACCAAUAUGUAAUGUUUUCAUAAAUGAGGAAAAAAGUUCUCAGGUUGAAUUGAAUACAAAUACAAUCCCCCCCUAGAAUUAGACAUUCCAAAAAUUAUGUUUUGGUACUUUCAAGAGCUUUUUUUAAAGGAUUUUUAUCCUGUUAACUAAACGUCCUCUGCUAAGUGUGUGUGUAAACGUGGAGCAUCUUGUCCUAAUGGCAAGUUGUCAGAUCAAAACAAAGCGGUACUUGCUGGAUCCACGCUGACUGCUCCUCCUCUCGUUGCUUUCCUCCCUGUCACCUCUUCCCUCCUGUUUGUCUUCCCCUCCUGUACACUUUGCAAACUAGGAUGAAGGUGGCGGUGUUUCCAUUAGAGUGCUUUGUUUUCCUGUCCUCCAGUCCUGGUUUUCAAAUGAUUAGUAGCUUUUUGACAUGUUACCCAGUCAGGGAAAACAACUCAUCAAGUUCUGCACAUCAUUUACCUCUAGUAGAAUAUCUCGUGCUGCGAUCUGCUUGCAGAGUUCUCUGGUAUGUGGUAUUACCUGUAAAUUAUUUGUACAGAGGCAAGGCAGACCACACUGGAAAGAAACUCAAGCUCAGACAGAAGUUUCCAGAAUUUGAUUGGUAUCAGCCCUGUUCCACUCCAGGUGAGGCAGGAGAGCUGACCCCCCCUGUAGCAGGGAGGUUCUUGCUUGGGAGGAGGUGGGGAGUGCUUAACAAAAUCAUGAUAAAUAAAUGAAGGAGUUAAAUGUGUGUGAAUGUGGUGUCCAUGCUACAUGUGGAUGUACCGAGUGAGGGUGCUGUCCUUCCCUCCCUGGGGAAAAUUGGACUGUUCCUGUCUGCAGAAGGUUGCUCCCAGGUGAAGGGAGAAAAGCACAUGGGAAGUAGAAGGUGCUUUUAAUAGCCUGGAAUAUUGCAGUGUUGCUGGUAGUCUGUUACGUUUGUCAGUAAAUAUUUACUGGGACUAUAGGGACCGGACUGAUCUGAAGUGGGAAUUAAAACUGAAAUACUGUGUAUUCUUAUUAAUUCCACAAACAUUAGCAAGAUAGCAAUAGUGAAUGACUUAAUAGUCACUACAAGAAUGAAGUGAUUCAUGUUGGUACAUGAACAGAAUUGAUUUUGUGUACAGGACACAUUUUAAAAGAAGGAAAAAAAAAAAGCACAAAUUUUUUUCUUGUCUGCUGUGGGUCUUCAGAUGCUGUAAGGUUUUUUCCUUAGUGAGGUUGGCAGGAAUUUUAAAAGUAGCAAUAGCCACUUUGCAGUGUAGAGAAGCUGAUGCAGAGCAGUGGUGUGCAGAGUGCUCCCUGGUGAUCUUCUGAGGCCAGAGCUGAGAGGUGGAGGGAGCCUGGGGCUGUGGUGGCAGCAGGCAGGUGAGAGCAUUUGCCAGAUACAGGCUCCUAGAGGGGAAAGGAGUCACUGCUUCUCCUUUCACCCCCUGCUUGGCUCCAGCCCCUUUAUGGGCUGUGGUUCCACUUGUACAUGUCAGGGAUGCUGAGGUAAAGGUUCUCUCGAAAGAAGCUGUUAACAGAGCAAGUAUGGACAGGUGGUUCAACACUCAUUUGUUUCACAGAGCUUGUAAAAGCUCCCAUUUCCUUCCACAAAGUCAUGCUGGCCAGAGAUUCUCUGUUAGGAACUUCAUUCUGUCUUUGCUUUAAAGGAAUUUGGUGAAGAUUCAUUACCCAUUAGUCUACAAUAUGCUUCUUGAGCCCAUAGGAAAAGCACAAGGAAAAUUGCUAUCCUUGUCCAUGCAAAGCACUUUAUAAGUAACACAUGAUCUCUGGGGUUUUUUUAUGGGGGUUUGUUUGUUUGUAGUUUUGUUUUUCUUUUCUGUUUCUGGUUUUGUUUUGUUUUGUUUUGUUUUUCCCUGAGGAAUGUGCAAGUUGUUUGGCUGCUGUUUAGAGAAGUCCUUUCAGGAUGCAUUUCUACUGGUUUUCUUGUUUGUUUGUUUCCCUCCAGAUAGCUGUAGUAAUGUGUGUUUGUCUGUAAGAGUUCCCAGGUAAUGCUCAUGCAAAACUUCAGAAGAAAUGUGGUUUGUAAAUAAUUGGGAUUAUUUUUGGUUUUAUCUUUUCCUUCAGGAGUUUUUAUGGAUGUCUUGCAUGCCAUCAGAACCAGUCUUAAAGAUGCCCUGUAGAUGUUUAGUGAAUGGGAAAACAAGAAUAGAUGAGACAUGAGUGCUCUCUGUAGCAGAGGGAUGAAGGAAGUAAACUGAAAUGACCAAUACCUUGAUGCCAUGUUACCCCAAAUUCCUUAAGCUUCUUCAUGGUGUCCCAGCCACAGGCACAUGCCAUGGUAUGGAAAUGUGAGUACAUACUUCAUGUGCACAUGUUGGGACAAACACCUGCAGAGUCACACUGCUUCUUUUAGCUUUGUAGUAUCUUGUACUUCAUAAGCAAAAGUACUAUUAUCCAGGCCCAGCUAUUAAUGUCUUUAUCAACCAGGCACAGACCUCCCCUCUGCCUUUCCUUUUCCAUACAGGUAACAGAGGCCUGUUUCCUAUUACACCUUCCUGCUCUGUAUGUAAUUGUUUCCCCUGGCAUAUUUGCCAGAACUGAACAUCAUGGUGGAGCUCAAACUAAAUGGCAGGAAUAUAGAGGCCAGAUUACUUUGAAAGUAAUUUCUGUUAGUUAAGUCCUACAUAGCCCCAGAUACAAUUAACCCAGUCUUUUUUUUUUUUUUUUUU